AGAGACUUUGCUCCUGCCCUUCAAUCAUGUGUAUCCUUUGAGCACUGUCAGUGAAACUUGCGAGUGGCUGAGUCCAGCUCACGGGCCAUAACUCUGCUUGUGCACGUAUUUUCAUAGGUCCCGAAUAUCUCGAGUGCAAGAGUGCAGGCGCUGUUGCAAUCAGCUCUUCUCGCUCGACGUGGUUCACAGACCGGUGGAGAAGAUGGAGAGCUCUAGAAACGAGAACGAUGCAUCUCGGAUUCUGGAUGUGUGGAUGGUGCCUCUGCCUUUCUUCAGUCACGUUGUGUGUUUUUCGCACUUCGCCCAAAAGCUUGCGAGACAGGGUCUCAGAGUAACUUUCUUUGCGAACAACGAUGACAUAAAUCGUCUGAAAUCAUCUCCCAACCGGAGCUGGAAACUAGACGGUCUGGACAUCCACUUCCGGGCCCUGGACAUGCAAGCAGCUGCUCUGGCUGAUGGUGUUGGUGGAUGUGAGAGAUUUGUAGGCCCAUUUGAACAGGCAGAGGGAGCAUUUGCGGCGAUCCUGAGGAACGAGCUGGAAGGAGGAUCAAAGCCCGAUUACGUGAUUGCGGACUAUUUUGUGUUACAUGGAAUCACGGAGACGACCAAUCUUUACAAAAUUCCAGCAUGUGUCUAUUUUACGUGCUCAUCUGGUUAUCUGGCAGGCUCCGCAUACAUAAACGAGCUCAUACUAGAAGGGCUAUUCAACAUUCCUGGUAGUUACAUGGAUCCUAAAGCAUUGAGGGAGGUGAUCAGCGUUCCAGGUCAGCCGCUUAUGAAACUUUUCGAACUAGGCGAUGAGAAUUAUGUGGAUGCUCCACUGUAUCAUCGGCGAGUUAAAAAUUUAGACGCUCUGAUAAAGCUUGAUGUUGUUCUUCUAAGCUGCUUUGAAGAGCUGGAAGAACAAUCUCUGCAAGGACUCGCAAGUGUUCUAAAUGCGUGUGCUGCGAAGAAGGGCAGAAAGAUGCCACAUAUCUGGCCGGUCGGACCAGCAUUCUCCUUCAUAUCAGUCGGCAAUUCCCGAGAAUCUCAGCAAGACGAUCAUCCUUGUUUGAAAUUCCUCGACAAGCAUCCUCCAUCGUCGGUCGUCUAUGUUGCGUUUGGGAACGAUGUCAACCUCCCGCUAGAGCAAAUUCAUGAGCUCAUUUACGGAUUGGAGAGUAGCCAGCAACCAUUUUUGUGCGCUCUACAGCCUCCGAGUAAUGAGUCAAACCCGGACCAACUGCAAGAAAUCGAGUCAAUUUUACCUGCGGAAUUUCUCGCACGUACCGCAGGCAGAGGCAUGUUUGUGAAAUGGGCACCUCAGAUCGAAGUUCUAUCUCAUCCGUCAACAGGAGGCUUCAUUACACACUGUGGCCAAAAUUCUGUGCUUGAAAGCGUUUCCAAAGGAGUGCCCAUUCUGGCGUGGCCCUUUCUAUACGACCAAUUUCAAAACGCGAGGUACUUGGUUGACGGGGCACGAAUUGCAGUGGAAGUGUGCCCAGGUGUGAUACCAGGCCAACUCGUGGACAGAAAGCAAUUGGAGAGCAGUAUUAACACCCUGUUUCGUACCGACGAAGGUGCAGCUCUGAGAAAGAGAGCUCUGCAGAUGAAGCUGAAAGCCGAAGAAACCGUGGGACCCAAUGGGUCUUCAACGAAGAACAUGCAGGCGUUCCUCCAGGUGAUCAGAGCAGGGGCUUCGUCGAAAAUUGAACUAUCCAAUCUUCAACUCAAGUAGAGCGUUCGUCUCUACAAACGCGUGUCAAGCACGCUUGGGAAUCAGGGAAUUCUAUCACGUUGCGAUUUGUCGCCUUAUCGUAAACUGUGGAUAGAUAUGGAGCGACGGAGUGGGAUCCAGAGGAACAAACUUUGAAAGUCCGAUUAAAGGGCUGCAAGAGUCCGUCAGGUCGUGUCGGUAACUCUGGCCGGGCAGGCCUCAGUAGCAUGAGAAUUGGACAUUUGAGUUACUGCACGGGACUAAUCACGUUUCAAGGUCUAGAUAGUACAUAGCCUCCGACGAAGCAUCACGCAACGAUAGCGUACGAAGAAGCCUCACGCAAGGAUCUCAUAUAGGUCUCAUAGGAGUAGAGUCAGUAGUCACCACGUAUUGUACAGCUGAGAUACACAUUGUCAAUAUGAAAGCAUAUUUCAUGGGCUUAGUCAGGAACUGCAAAUCAUACAACCUGCUUUGGACGUUUUAUCAAAACCA
Messenger RNA from Marchantia polymorpha subsp. ruderalis, 2188 nucleotides. The record is from the annotation of a GenBank genome assembly. NCBI's taxonomy places the organism in Eukaryota, Viridiplantae, Streptophyta, Marchantiopsida, Marchantiales, Marchantiaceae.